AUGGCGCAGGCGGCAGAUGAGUCCAAGGCGAUGGCCUCGGAGGUGUUCCUAAGCAAAUACCGCAAGGUGAAAUCCAUUGGAAAAGGUAGCUUUGGUGAGGCGGUGCUAGUGCGGUCGAAAACGGACGGAAAACGCUACGUCGUGAAGGCGAUUGAGUCAGCGUCGAUGACAGUAAAAGAAAAGCGCGAUGUACAGAACGAGAUCCGCAUUCUCUCGGCCGUGAACCACCCCAACAUCAUCCGCUACCAUGAGCACUUUGAGGACGGGACCCUCAUCUUCAUUAUUAUGGAGUACGCCGACGGCGGUGACUUGAAUUCCCGCAUCAAGGAAGCGAAGAAGCAGGACCCGGUGAAACCAUUUGAGCCGAAGUUGGCGAUGUUUUGGUUCCUGCAAAUAUGCAUGGCGCUAAAGUAUCUGCACGACAACCAUAUCCUGCACCGUGACUUGAAGACGGCAAAUAUAUUUUUGACGUCCAGAAAUGUUGUCAAGUUGGGUGACUUUGGAAUUUCAACGGUCCUGCAGAACACUAUGGCGUGUGCAAAGACGGUGUGCGGCACACCGUACUACUUUUCCCCAGAACUGUGCCAAAAUAAGCCAUAUAACAACAAAAGCGAUGUGUGGGCACUUGGUGUUGUUUUCUAUGAGUUGCUAACACUCCAACGGCCCUUCAAUGCCAGGUCGCUAAAAGAACUUUUGAAGAAAAUUCUUGUGGGCCAAUACGAUCCCAUUCCGUCUACAGUUCCAGCAGAAAUGCGUGGGCUCUGUGCGGCACUGUUGCAGGUAACUCCUGUUCAGCGGCCUAGCAUAAAUCGAGUUUUAGAGAGUCCGUUUGUACAAGAGUCGCUGAGGAGCUUUAGUGUGGAUCUUGAGAAGCAGGCGGAGAAGGAGCGAGCAGAAUUCGAGAAAAAGUGCCCGGCUCCCCCCAAAACUGCACCAAAACCAAUCCAAGAUAGACCGAAAGAGAUUCCAAAGCCGCCCCAAAUGAGUGAACGCGAACAGAUGGCUAUGCUGCGUGGAAUGAACAGGGAAAGUAUGAAGGCAAUGCUUGCAAAGCAAGCGGCCACGGAUGCAACAGCACCUGAGUCCGCGCCCCAGGAGCCGCAGGUCGAGGGGCACUCAGAUGUGGAUGACGAUGGAGAUUACAUUGAGCAAAAGAAAGCCAUUGUGCAGCAGACGAAGGGCAUUGUUGGCAACACAAACCUCGGUGGGCACCCGGAGGAGUUUGGCGACGGACCCUCCACAAGCACCCCGCAGGCCGAUGUGAUUACACUUUCCAACGGAGAAGCUGUACCGGCGUCGUCUGUACGCGGCAUUCUCGAGGAGCAAAUGGGCGCCGCGCUGCUGAAUAAGGCAGUGGAGCUCUACAAUAAGCGUAUGAUGACCAGCGGUCUCUCCAAUGCAGAGAUCCAGCGCGAGUUAAAUGAGUUGGUUGGGCCGAAAUAUGCACACCACUCCAACGCCAUUACAAAACUUUGCGUGUACGAAGGAAAGGAAAAACUUUAG
Trypanosoma conorhini is the source of this 1503-nucleotide messenger RNA. RefSeq names its product putative protein kinase. Gene Ontology annotation, molecular function: protein kinase activity; ATP binding. Gene Ontology annotation, biological process: protein phosphorylation. The record is from RefSeq and is a predicted model, not a curated record. Bases 1 to 1503 code for a protein of 500 amino acids. NCBI's taxonomy places the organism in Eukaryota, Euglenozoa, Kinetoplastea, Trypanosomatida, Trypanosomatidae. The transcript has a single exon.